Lycium barbarum (goji berry) is the source of this 324-nucleotide messenger RNA. RefSeq lists its product as uncharacterized. NCBI's taxonomy places the organism in Eukaryota, Viridiplantae, Streptophyta, Magnoliopsida, Solanales, Solanaceae. The transcript has a single exon. Bases 1 to 324 code for a protein of 107 amino acids. The record is from RefSeq and is a predicted model, not a curated record.
AUGAUGUUCCUGUGUGCGCUGGCGCUCUUCAUGUGCGCCACCCAUUCAAGGAAAUGGAAGCGUAAGUGGAGAGCAUGUUAUGGCUAUGGUGAUCAACAUGACCCUGUUAUUCAACUCAACCAUGAAGAGUUUGAUCAGAGUUACCAUUUUGGAGGUGUUGAUCCAAGCACAUGUAGUGGUGAAGUCUCAAUCUGGAAGAAGAAUAUAAUCAUGGGUGGAAAGUGCCAGCUUCCUGAAUUUUCUGGUGUCAUUAUUUAUGAUACUGCUGGAAAUUUAGUUAAUCCCAAAGCUCCUCGUCCUCUUGCUCUUCCAUGGAAAGAAUAG